UCGACCUACUUACAUAUUAUAACGCUAGUCUUAACCAUGUUAUAUUAUAAAUAUAAAAAGGUCAUGUGAAAGGAAGUGAUCGUACAGUAUUUUAAGUGGUUGGAUAUAGCUUUAUAUAUACCCGAAAGUUCAAAACCGAAAGUGAAGCUGGUGGUAAAUUUGCUAUGAUAUUUAUAGCGCUGGAUAUACCUACAGUUCUAUUUUUGGAAAAACCCGUUUAUGUUUUGGUUAAACCAGCAGCGCUAAGUUGCCAACACGGAAUAUAUUCGCCUUAAAGAUACACCGGAAGUAGUGUACCAAUUGACGUUGUACUCUUGUUCAUGUGCUGCGGUUGAAAUCGUGUCAAUGCUGAAUCUCUAAACUAGGGAAAAAAGGCCAGACAUAUACAACGCCAUGCAUACCUCGACAUCUAGUCAAAUCUAAUUGGUCUCACCGUUGUGUAGAGAAAUGUCUGGGACUUAGCCGAGGGCAACUGGAGAAGGGUUGUUGAUGGCAAAACAGGUUGGAGACUACAUGAGACUUUGACAGAUGGCGGGAAACCCUUCUCAACUGGUUACACGAGUUUGAAGAAGUACAGGUUGCGUUUAGCAAGAUGUGGAACCUUUCAGUGGAUAUGGAAGCCGCGCCAAAAUAAUCAAGGAUGCAGAACAAGGAAAGCGAUAUUGGUGUCAGAAGAACGUCGAACAAAAAGCGUCAUCAAAACCUUCAAUCAAUCAUGCAGAUUCCAGAGCAUUUCACAGAAUUGUCUAUUCGGAUGUUUGACGCACUUGACGACAGUGGAGCUGGGAAGGAAACUGUAUUGGAGCGGAGGAGAACUUUCUUGCGGAGGGAGCACAUUGAGAAAAUAGCAUAUCAACUACAAGGACACGACAUUGAGUGUUUUCAUUUCGGGAGCCAGUCGGAAGGGACCACAACUCCCGGUCUCCAGUCUGAUAUUGAUUUCCUAACAAGUGAUCACAAAUUCAAUAUCAUGACUUUCUGGGAAGACUGGAAGACUGGGAUGAAUAACCUUCUGAUGCUCCACGACGACACCACUCCACCUCAACAGUACUUGCUACAAGUCAUCAAACCCUACACACCGGAACCAGUGACCAGUCUAACCGAUGACAGGUUGGUAAGGAAAGAUUCUGGGCAAAUACUGUUAAGCGCUGAAAGAUGGAAACAGCACGUCGAGUAUGAGAAUAGGGCUGAAGGACUUGGGGAGGCAACUAAAAAUGGGCCUUCUGUGAGUUUUACGCCUAACUGGGAUAUUGUAAAUGCAUGUCAUAUACGCAAACCUCUUCCUGAAAUACAGCACUGGAUAGACAGAUGUAGAGGUAAACACUGGCCACCUGUUCAGCUUCUCGAGGCUGCACGGAUAGCUCCGUGUUUCCUGGUACCAGCAGGACAUCCAGACAGUGAUUACAAGCGAGAAGAAUGGCGACUGUCUCCAAACCUCAUAGAACGAAUGUUGACAUUUAGCUUCAAUAUGACUCAAAUAAAAUGUUACAUUGUUUUAAAACUUAUCAAAAAAUCAUUAUUUGCUUACAUUGUGGGGGAUGCUAUUACAAGCUUUCAUUGUAAAACUUUAAUGUUUUUCACCAUAGAAAGAACACAUCCUUCUCUGUGGUGCGAACACAACCUUAUGUUUGUACUUUUGCUCUGUUUACACGUAUUGAGGCGAUGCCUGCGAUUGGGAAGGCUUCCGCAUUAUAUCAUAGAAGGUGUGAACUUGUUCGAUGGGAAACUCUCAAAGUUGCUGCAGAAACGCCUUUUAGUGUAUAUAGACUCGUUGAUAAGGAAUAACUUACAAGAUGUUUUUUGUAUUGGUAUAGUUAAUAUAGGAUGUCGGUUACAAGCGUGUAGUAUGCGGCAUAAUGUACAGGCUGGAGAACUCAGAGCUUCUAGUCGCUUAAAGUUUGCUUCUAUGCUAUACUGCAGUGGUCAUCUUCAAGCGGCAGUUCGAGUGUUGGAGGAUGUGGAGAGGAGGUAUCACAGCGAGGUCAAGGCUGUGUGUGCAUUUAGAAGAAUAGAGGGAGACAGGGAUCUGAAUGUGUUUGCUAAUAUGUUAGCAGGUAACAAAGAAGAGGGAUUUAGUGAACUGCCAUUCGUAUCCUGUGUCAGAUUUAUAAGGCAAGAAUCGUAUUGCACUCCUGCCAUAUUAUUGUUUGAAAUGAAUCGCAAUAACACCGAAGAGGAAGUGGCACAGAGAAAUAACGCUGAAAAACUAUGGAUGGACAGUGCUGAGGUGGAUGCCCGUCCAUUCCUACACUAUCUGCAGUAUAUCACGUAUGGGGGACUCGGUGAACGUGACACACAGUUUCAUGCUAUGGGAGUCCUCGAGGCUUAUAUAAAUACAUGUAUAAGAAAUCAACUCAACCUGUAUCACGUAGAGACAGCACUCAACUUGCUGGGGCAUUGUUACGAAAUGGAAGGAGACUAUGCAGGAGCGUUACAUUACUACGAGUGGUCGUUGCGUUGUCGUCGUACAAACAACGCCGCUAACUGGCACGUCCUGCGUAUUAUGCGUCUCAUAAGUGGUUAA
Messenger RNA from Dreissena polymorpha, 2524 nucleotides. RefSeq lists its product as uncharacterized. The record is from RefSeq and is a predicted model, not a curated record. Gene Ontology annotation, molecular function: protein binding. The transcript has 10 exons. The coding region runs from base 641 to 2524 and encodes 627 amino acids. Lineage: Eukaryota; Metazoa; Mollusca; Bivalvia; Myida; Dreissenidae.